AUGGUGCCAAAGCAUCCCAGAUUUAGUAUGAGGCCAUCGAUCAAGGUCCCUGCUACAGGGGCCAUCACCCCACCGGAAGAUCCAAUGGAGUCGGGAGGCUCAUUGGAGGAAACCUUGAGCUCGUUCAAUAAAGAACCCCCCAGUCCGUCGACCGAGAGCGAGAAUUCAAUGGAUGAAAUUUGGCAACAAGUGGCCGAUCAAUGCCAUUGCUCUCUGGACGAUAUUGAAGAUGUAUAUGCCUGCACCGCCCUCCAAGAAGCAAUGAUAGCCCUCACAUUCAAAGACCCAAGGGCAUACACCAUCGAACACGAAUACCGUCUGCCACAAGGGAUUGACCACCAUAAGCUGAAGGAGGCAUGGAUAAGCACAGCUCAAGCCAACCCGAUAUUGAGGACGCGUAUGAUUCCAACGAGUCAACGCGGCUGUGUGCAGGCAGUGGUGGGAGGAUCAGUUCCAUGGCAGGUUCAGGAGACCGACGACGGCAUAAAUUGUGAGAGCACAUGCCCUUCCUGGCGACCAGGCGGUCCUCUUGCGUAUUUCUUCUUCAAUGUCACCGAGCAUAAGCUGAAGGUGACAAUCCAUCAUUCCAUCUGCGACCACUGGUCGAUGGCAUUGUUGUUGCGCCAAGCUGCCGCUGCCUACAGAGGCGAGGAGCUGUCUUUCCACCCCUUUCGACCUCUUGUGGAUUAUGUACAGCGGACCCAAGACAAAUCCAAUGCUUUUUGGCAAUUGAAGUUCGGUGAUGCACACGAGGCCACGAUGAUGGCAUUUCCCCAACUACCCACAGUGGGUCAUUCCGCAAGACCAACCGAGCGACUAGAGAGGUCCUUUAGCAUCCAAGAUGGCAAAAGUUCCUCAAGCACCGUCGGGACUAAGAUUCGGCUGGCCUGGUCGAUUCUGCAAUCGGUCUAUACUGGCUCUGACGACACAUUAUUUGGAGCAGUCAACGCGGGUCGCGCAGUGUCCGUUGCCGGCGUACAGGACUUGAGCGGACCUGCACUUGCUAGCGUACCGGUGCGUAUCAAGCUGUGCCGGCAGAAUACCGUUGCAGAGGCCUUGAUUGCAGUACAGGACGAAUGGGCAACUUCUAUGGAGUUCGAACACGUGGGAUUGCAAAAUCUGCUCCGCCUUGGACCUGGUCCAGCGGCAGCAUGUCAUUUCCAAACCUUGCUCUCAGUAGAGCCUCGAGACGGCCAUCAACUUCCCGACUUAUUCUCUCAGAGUCGAUCGACUCAAAUGACAUAUGAUAUGUAUCCUUUGAUCCUACGAUGUCGCCCCUCAACCACGACGAUGUCGAUUGAGGCUUCUUUUGACCCAGCAGCUACCGAGCCCAGUCAAAUGGAGCGCAUUAUCUCCCAAUUUAUUCACAUUUACGAGCAGAUCGACACAAAACCAAGCCUCACACUUCUCGAUAUCAGUGUUGUGAGCCCCGAAGAUUUGAGCCAUCUCCGCCGCCAGAACAUCUCGACAAAUCCUCCUGCAGUCACGUCGUGCGUUCAUACCUUAAUUGAAAGACGGACGCAACAACAACCCCGUGCCCUGGCCCUCGACAGCUGGGAUGGCAAAUAUUCCUAUCUAGCCCUCGAUACCUUGUCUUCGGCAUUGGCUAACCAUCUCUCCUCGCAUCAUGUUGGCUGCGGGUCAUUUGUACCUCUUCUCUUGGGAAAGACUAAGUGGAUGGCUGUCGCCAUGCUUGCUGUGAUGAAAUCUGGUGCUGCUUUUGUGUUGCUAGAACCAUCACACCCGUUGUCCCGAUUGCGGACUAUGUGUGAAGCUGUUGCAGCUCCCCUGGUAUUGACUUGCGGCUUGCAUAUUGAACUGGCGGCCCAGCUUGGGGUCCCACUGCUACUCAACGUGGAUACUUUUGACUUGGAGCAGCUACGUUGCAAUAGCUCUUCCAAGAAGUCCUCGGUCGGCCCACAGGAUCCCGUUUAUCUGACAUUUACCUCUGGUUCCACAGGAACCCCCAAAGGCGUAAUUGUCCAUCACGAAGGCUUUGCUUCAAGUUCUGUGGCUCAUGGAAAGCCAUACCAUUUCACACCGGAGUCCCGUGUGCUACAAUUUGCCUCUCCAGCAUUUGAUUCUUGCAUUAUUGAGCAUAUCAGUACUCUGAUUCAGGGAGGCUGUGUCUGCAUUCCUUCAGCGGACGACUGUCAUAGUCGCCUUGUUGAAUCGAUGAACCAAUUUUCAGUGACCGUUGCGUGCCUGACGCCCAGUGUUACUCGGAUCAUUAGUCCUGACAGUGUUAGGUCCUUAAAGGUUUUAGUAUUUGUCGGAGAGGCAGUUCUGGCUAGCGACGUUGUUCGCUGGGAACCUUUCGUACACGUUGGAAAUGCGUAUGGCCCAGCUGAGUGCUCAGCAGUGUUCAGCGUACAACCGAAUCUCAAGAGCAACGAUCCAGCGAACAUAGGAUUUAGCACGGGAGGAUUUGGAUGGGUUGUUCAUCCGGACAACCAUCAGGUUCUCAUGCCACAUGGAUGUGCUGGAGAACUAUUCAUUGAAGGACCGAUUGUUGGCAAGGGUUAUCUAUCGAUGCCUGAGCAAACGGCUCGCGCCUUCGUUGAACCACCUCCCUGGCGCUUACAAUUUGGGUCCGUUCCAUCCGGAAAAUUCUACAAAAGCGGAGACUUGGUGCAAGCUACCGGGGGUGGAAGUUUCCGAUACCAUGGUCGGAAGGAUACUCAGGUCAAACUACACGGGCAGCGUUUAGAACUGGCGGACAUUGAGUACCAUCUUCACGAAGCAUUUCCAAAAGCCCGCCAAACCCUUGCAGAAGUUCUCCGGUCAUCUUCCCAGAAUGGUAUCAAUAAUCAUCGACCAGAGGCUUUGCUUAUAGCAUUUAUAUGUCUCCCUUCGUCUCCUUCAAAUGACGGCAAUCAUCAAGCCGAGUUCCUUCCUCCAACCGACGAGUUUCGUGAAGCUUGUGCUGCAGCAGAGGCUAGCAUGUCGGAUGUUCUACCCUCUUUCAUGAUUCCACGGUUUUUCCUGCCUCUAUCCCAUGUACCUCUGACGCCAUCUGGGAAGACCAAUCGACGUUACAUCCAAGAGCAGGCGAAUAAGCUGUCCUUGGAGGAGAUGAAGGCUUAUCGAUCUGUGAAAAUCCAACCCGAGGCGCCAUCAAGUUCUCGCGAGGAAAAACUUCAAGAGAUCUGGGCCAAGACACUAAAUCGAACUGUUGAAGAAAUCGGUACAACAGAAAGCUUCUUUCGUCUGGGAGGUGAUUCAGUCAGCGCGAUGCAAGUCGCUGCAGGUUGUCGUAUCAUUGGCCUCAAAGUAGCUGUUGCUGAUAUUUUUCGGUUUCCAACCAUCAGGCAACUAACGGAACGGAUUCAAGAUUCCGGCUCUGUCUCUUUUGCUCCAGCCGGGGAGGACGAUCAAACAGAGGUAUGGUUUGAGCUUUCCCCGGUCCAGAAGCUCUUCUUUGAGCGAGUACCGAAUGGUCACAACAAGUUUACUCUCGAGUUCAUUCUUCGACUUGGAAAGCCCCUUCCACCUCCUGAAAUCAAACGAGCGAUUGAGAAGAUUGUUACCACUCAUUCAAUGCUCCGCGCCCGUUUUGAACAACAAGAUAGCCAUUGGAGGCAGAUUAUCAGUCCUGAUGUGUCUAGAAGCCUUCGUUUUAGACAGCAUCGGAUUUCAUCUAUGGAUGACCGUAAAGCCCUACAGAAGAUUUUGUCAACCAGUCAAAACACGCUUGAUAUCGCCGAAGGAGUGAUGAUUGUUGUUGACGUUUUCAUCACGGAUUCCGGGGAGCAGUUUUUGGGGUUGAUGGCGCAUCAUCUUGUGAUUGACCUAGUAUCAUGGCGCAUCAUUCUGCAAGACCUGGAAGAUAUUCUCAGCACGGGACGCACCAUACAACCUCUCUCCUUAUCAUUUCAACAAUGGUGUCGGCUGCAACAAAGCUAUGCCGGUGCCUCGCUGGAUCCCAGUGAAACACUGAAAACAGAAAUUCCACGUCCUUCGAUGGACUACUGGGGCUUAGAGGCUACCCUGAGUGCGAAUACUUGGGCGGAUGCAACACGACGAACCAUCACCGUAUCAAAGGAGACAACAGAGGCAAUAAUUGGUGCUGCAAAUGGCGCAUUCCAUACCCAGCCAGUGGAAAUCAUCCAGGCCGCCGUACUUUACGCCUUUGUUCAAGCGUUUGACAAUCGAUCAGCACCCACCUUGUUCAGCGAAGGGCAUGGGAGAGAGCCAUGGGACGCAGAUAUUGAUAUAUCCCGCACAGUUGGAUGGUUCACCACUAUUGCACCUUUGUUUUUGGAUGUUAAGAAAGAGGACAGCGUCAGGAGAAUCUUGCAGUUGACAAAAGCCGGUCGCCGCGGCAUAUCCACCAAUGGAUGGGCGUACUUUGCGUCGCGAUUCCUCCACCCUGACGGACCAAAAAAGUUCGAGAGUCAUUCUCCAAUGGAGAUUCUUUUCAACUACACCGGUCUUUUCCAACAAUUUGAACGAACAGGCGCCCUCCUUCAAAUGACAUCAGUCCAAGAUGAUUCGCUUCUCCCCAUGGCACCUGAUUUGCCGCGCAUGGCUCUCAUUGAUGUGAACGCAACCGUCAUGAAUGGCUCUCUCAGCUUGUCAUUUAUAUAUAAUCAACGAUUGCGGCACCAGGACCGAUUAGAUCAAUGGAUCAGUAAUUGCCUACAAACCCUUGAGGAACUCCCCAUGGAGCUUCAGCAAGAACAGCGACUCUCCGCUAUCGAUUUCCCCUUGCUAUCCCUUGCAAGCGAGGAGCAACUUCACAGCCUACUCCAUCAGGUCUCAGGUCGAUUCGAUGUGUCUCCGUCUGGAAUUCAGAAUAUGUUCCCUUGCUCGCCCGUGCAACUCGGCAUGUGGUUGAGCCAGUUACGAAACCCCCAAGUAUACUGGUCGCAUAUCAGGUGGUCUCUAUACCCAACCUCCGCCCAACCAAUUGAUAUCACUGAGGUCAAGCAAGCAUGGCAGCAAGUCGUUGACCGCCAACCCAUCUUGCGCACUGUCUUCACCGAUGGCGUCACAGGGCACGGUCAUCCUGUCCAAGUAGUUCUGAGAACUUGCGAGGGAAACAUCAAGACGUUGUCAGGAUCGGAAUUAAGCGAAGAAGACCGAGUUCCUGCUCUUUCUGAUGAGUUCCUAUUGAACCCAAAAUCCUCAAACACCAAGGGUCGCCCGCCUCAUCAGCUUACCGUCGCAAUCGAGCCUGAUGGUGGAGCUUACUGCCAGCUGACUAUCCACCACAUUCUUGUUGAUGGUAUCACAGAGCAAAGAUUAUUGUCAGAAUUGCACCAAGCAUGCAAUGGAAAGCUAGACGCCAAGUCUGCGGGCUGCUAUAGCAGGUACCUGGGCUAUCUGCAAACUCGAGACAACAAGGUUUCGGAAUCCCACUGGAAGGAAUACUUGACUGAUGUCCACCCAUGUGUCUUUCCAUCUAUUGGAUUGAAAGCGCGUGGGACCGCCUCAAGCUCUCUGAAAUUAUUACCAUUCUCCAUGAAGAUCGGAAAGGAACUCAGCUGCUUCUGCCGGAAUAAUGAUAUCACCAUUUCCAGUUUGCUACAAGUUGCUUGGGGUAUUGUUCUCCGUGCAUAUACAGGAAACGAGUCUGUAUGCUUUGGGUAUCUGAAUGCUUGUCGUGAUAUUCCAGUUCAAGAUGCACAAGAUAUCUCUGGGCCUUUAAUCAAUCUUUUGAUUUGCCGCCUGAAUCUAAGUGAUGAAUUAUCAGUUCUCUCAACGCUUGCCGAAAACCAUUCGGCCUACGCUCAAAGCCUUGAUCACCAACAUUGCGCUUUGGCAGAAGUCAUGCAUUCUUUAGAUCUCUCCGGUCAACCUUUGUUCAACACCGCUAUGUCAUUGCAGAAGGAUCCCGGGAGUCUGUUUUCAGAACAGUGCGAAAGGAUCAAGUUGCAGCCAGAAGAUGGGGUUGACUCAACUGAGUAUGACCUGACUAUCAAUAUCACUUCGCGUGAGGAGACCAUUGAUGGUGAUCUGACAUACUGGACGCACACUGUGGAUGAAGCUCAAGCCGAAUUGGUUGCCGACACCUUUCAUCACAUCAUCCUGCAGCUUAUUGAUCCCUCAGUCACCAAUCUAAGCGACAUCAAUCUUUCAAUGGGGAAGAAUGCGAGUCAGAUGCUUCGUUUCAAUUCCAAGCUACCGCAAACUGUACGGUCUUGUAUUCACAAUGACAUACAGCGAAUCAUGACGGCACAACCCACAUCUCCGGCGGUCGAUGCCUGGGAUGGCCAGUUCUCAUAUGAGACUCUCGAUGUUCUCUCAUCGCUACUAGCGAAAGACCUGACCCGGCUUGGUGUAGGUCCCGAGGUAUUUGUUCCGGUAUGCCGUGAAAGGUCCCGAUGGACAGUAGUCGCCAUACUCGCCAUUCUGAAGGCAGGUGGAGCAUUCAUCUUGCUUGACCCAUCACACCCACGGGAGAGACUGCAAGAAAUGAUACAAGUGAACUUUCAGUGUCCAGUUAUAAUUACCUCAUCGAGGUACCUUGAGCUUGCCGCCACUCUAGCGCCCAAUCCCAUCAUCGUGGAAGACCGAGGCCAUAUAUCGCAACCUGACAUUUCCACAUCAAUUAUCCCAUCAUUGGCGAGUCCUAGUUCUUCUGCAUAUGUCGUUUUUACAUCUGGAUCGACCGGUAGGCCAAAGGCAAGCGUCAUCGAGCACCAAUCUUUCCUGUCAGCAUCAGCUGCACAUGCCCAGAUACUUCAUCUUGAUAAACAUGCCCGGGUUCUCCAAUUUGCCUCCUAUGCUUUUGAUGCUAGCAUUGUGGAAAUGAUCGACACCCUCUUAGUCGGUGGCUGUAUUUGCAUUCCCUCCGACAGGAACCGAAAUCAAAGACUGGCACAUGCAAUCCGCGAGAUGCAAGUGAACUGGACACUGCUGACCCCUUCGGUGGCACGCAUCCUAAAUUCGCAGGAUGCUUCGACCUUGGAAACACUUGUGCUUGGUGGAGAGGGUAUGACUAGGGAUGAUGUCCGUCGCUGGUCACCCCAUGUGUGCUUAAUGAAUGCCUACGGCCCGUCAGAAUGCUCUGUCAUUGCGACUGCCCAGCCAUCAGCGCAACAGCUCGCACAAGAUGAAUCAAAUAUUGGAUACCCUGUUGGUUGUGUCGCAUGGGUGGCGCAUCCAAAAAACCCAGAGAAGCUCGUACCUGUUGGUGCUGUCGGGGAAUUGCUCAUCGAGGGUCCCAUCAUCGGUCGCGGUUACGUCAAUCGUCCGGAGGCCAUGGCAGCGGCAUUCGUACCAUAUCCCAUUUGGCUAUGCAAGCUCCGUGGUUCCUCACAGGGCGUUUUGUAUCGAACAGGUGACCUUGUGAGGCGCCUUGCGGAUGGCUCUGUACAAUACCUUGGGCGGAAAGACCGUCAAGUCAAGUUGCGUGGACAGCGUAUCGAACUUGCUGAGGUUGAGCACCAUGUUCAGCAAUGCUUUCCUAUAAACGAGCCUGAAGUCUUUGCAGAUUUAAUCUCACCAAAUGAUUCAAAAGAUCCACAGUUGGUAGCCUCCAUUGUUCAACCUGAAGACAGUGACGACACUCCGGCCUUCGAAACGGCCGUGGAGCAAAUGAAAUCACAUCUUCAGGCGGAUGUUCCAGCUUUUCUUGUUCCCUCUGCAUUUAUUCCUGUCUAUCAGGUACCACGAUUGGUAAACGGGAAGAUUGACCGCGAAAGGGUGCGGGAUGCAGCAUGCCAUGGGCUAGGAGUACAGAUCUCUCAAGGCGCGACCAAACACCUCCUACGAGAGUCAAGGGAAAUGACAGAGAGUGAACGCACAUUACAAGAUUGUUGGGCUGAGGUCCUGGCUCGCCCUGCGGAGACAAUCGGACCUGAUGACAACUUCUUCCGCUUGGGCGGAGACUCGAUCGCAGCAAUGAGGCUAGCUGCCACGGCUAGCGAGCAAGGCAUUGAACUUGGUGUCUCGGAUAUCUUCCUGCAUCCCAAGCUUAGCGAUCUAGCACUGAAUUUCUCAAUGCCAGGGUCGACUGAAUCACCAAGCUCCAAACCAAAAAAAUUGGCCGAUUCUGUGCCCCCGUUCUCAAUGCUCCCGUCAAAUCACAGGGAAGAAUUGAAAUUACAGGCAAUGGAACAAUGCAAUCUCCCGAUAGAGCAAAUGGCGGACAUAUACCCCUGCACCGCAUUGCAGGCCGGUAUGGUAGCUUUGACAGCGGAGCGUCCUGGGUCAUACAUCGGAUACCAUCGUUUCCGCCUAGGGACAGAUACUGAUCUGUCUUUAUUGAAAACUGCUUGGGAGAUGGUAGCAAAAUACAACGGAAUUCUGCACACUCGUUUCAUUCAAACAGAGUCUGGCUUCAUGCAGGUCCUGGUACAGAACAGCGAGCUUCACUGGAUCUCGCCGGGUAUGAAGGAAGACAAAAGGUUAGAGUGGAACGUUCUUCUAGGCCAGCCACUGGUGCAGUUCGAAGUCAUCCCAGUAUUAAGCGAGGGUUCCAAUAUCUCUCAGCAGCUUGACCUGGUUAUCACCAUUCAUCAUGCUCUGUACGACUCUUGGUCACUCCCUCUGCUUGUUCACCGUGCACGGCAGGCUUACCAGGGCCAGAUACCGGUACCCUCCGAGAUGACUCCAUUCAAAGAAUUCAUCAAAUAUUCCAUGUCCCAACAAAAGGACGCGCUCGAACACUGGCGUCGUGAAUUCCAUGAACUUGCCGCCGAGCCAUUUCCCACACUUCCUUCCACGUCAUAUCGGCCUCAGGCUUCAACGCAAACGGUACGAACGAUUGAGACAGGUCCAGUGAUGGACGAAUGUGUCAGUCGAACCACCGCCAUUCGCUUUGCAUGGGCACUUGUUCAGUCUCAUUACCAGAGUAAUGAUGAUGUGGUAUUUGGAAUUGUGUCCCCUGGCCGAACAGCAUCGGUCGAUGGCAUUGAGGGCAUGGCUGGUCCAACAAUUGCCACCCUUCCAUUGCGCGUGAAAAUCAAUGAUAAUGCGACCGUCUCACAGGCCCUCAGAAAUCUGCAAGAGCGAACAGUACAGCUCAUGCCAUUCGAACAAGUUGGGCUACCUGAUAUUGCUGCCAUAGGGCCGGAGGCCAAGCAGGCCUGUUCGUUCCAAACCCUACUCGUUGAGGGUAGAGGAGAGGUUGAAGACUUGGGCACCGGCAAUUAUCAUCCUAUGGAACCCAUAGGAACUUCAUCAGGAGAUGCUGCGUCAAACACUUACGCCAUUCAACUAGCCGUUAUGCUCAAGCCAAAUAUGGUCACUGUUGCAGUUUCCAAUGAUGAGUUUGUCAUUCCAACAUGGCAAGUGGAGCAUAUGCUGGACCAAUUCAGCCAUAUCUUGCAGCAGGUGCACCAUCAUCCCGAAAGACCAGUGCACGAAAUUGCUACAUUGAAUGAAAAGGAUAUCCAGCAGCUGCAAGCUUGGAACACUGGAUUCCCGGAACGACUUUCGGAGUCGAUCACUGAUGUGAUUUCUCGGCAUUGUGAGAGGCAACCAUCGAGUCUCGCCGUCUCGUCUUCUAGCUUCGGCCUCUCGUAUAAAGAACUAGACAUUCUUUCCACCAACGUUGCUAGCCUUCUGCGUUUGCAUGGUGCCACAUCAGAGGUAUUCGUCCCAAUAUACCUGGAUCGAUCAUGCUGGACUGUGGUAGCGGUGUUGGCCGUGGUCAAGGCCGGGGCAGCCUUCGUCAUUUUAGACACCUCGCAUCCACAAGAGCGGCUUCGGAAUAUGUGCGAAGAAUUAAACCCUCUUUUCAUACUUACGUUGCCCGAGCAUCGUGAUAAAGCCGAGGCGUUGUUCCGCAAUGUUGUUAUCAUGCCUCAGACGAUUGACCCUGAGUGUGCAUCGGUGCCAGUUCACAAGACGACCCGUCUGGGCACAGAUCGUGCUCUUUACGCAGUAUUCACGUCUGGUUCAACUGGUAAACCCAAGGGCGUUGUGAUUGAGGAUGGUUCCUUUACAACAAUGACCAAACAAGUUUCUCAUAUUAUGGGUAUUUGCCCAGGUAGUCGCAUGCUGCACUUCUCUUCCUAUGCUUUCGAUCUCAGCAUUAUGGAAAUACUCGGUUCAUUGCUUGCAGGUGCCUGUGUCUGUGUUUUGACUGAGUCUGAGCGCAGAGGCCGACUUACUGAGUCAUUGCAAGUGCUAAGACCAUCUCAUGCCUAUUUAACACCUAGUGUGUUGCGCGCAAUGGUGCCAAGCGAGUUGGGAUCUCUCCGAACGCUCAUGCCCGGUGGAGAACCCCUUCGGUCAAGCGACAUUAAACAGUGGCUGCCACAUGCACGGAUCGUACCCGCUUACGGUCCAGCAGAAUGCACGGUCGCAUUUACUGUGCAGUCCCCAAUCGACCUUAACUCGCAAGGUGGGAAUAUCGGAAAGCCAAUUGCAGGCGCCUGCUGGGUGACCGAUCCACGAAACCCUCAACGAAUCACUUCUAUCGGUGCUGUAGGCGAGCUUCUUCUUCAGGGUCCUCAAGUAGGUCGCGGAUAUUUGAACAACCCGGAACAAACAGCUACAAGCUUUAUCUCAUGUCCAGAAUGGAUGCGACAUUUUGGCUUUGCUGAUGGUGCGAAGGAAGGCAGGGUGUAUCGAACAGGUGACCUCGUCCGUUAUGAUAAUGAUGGAUCUCUAUUGUUUGUAGGACGAAAGGACCUCCAGGUCAAACUACGAGGUCAGCGUUUUGAGCUUGCAGAAGUUGAGAAGCGACUACAGGAGGUCUGGCCCGAGGAUGUGACGGACGUCGUGGCUGAGAUUGUCACUCCGAUGGGUUCGAUGAAUUCGAAAUGUUUGGUUGUCUUUGUCGCUUCAAAAGCGGCUGAGAAGGCUUCACUGGUAUCCAGUUCAGCAAUCCCUUCCCUGGAAAUUGCUGCCCCGGCAAACUUUGCGGCCCAGAUAUCAAGUGUCAAACGCCAAGUCAGUGAUAUCCUUCCGGACUAUAUGAUACCGUCUGCCUUCAUCCCGCUUCGACAGAUACCUCACACACCUAGUGGCAAAGUUGACCGAAGGCGGUUGAGAGACUCGGCGGCGAGCGCAACACGAGUGCAGCUGGAGUCAUUAUUUGCUGAAGCUCCUUCAGAUAAGCGAGUGCCCACCACGGGGCUGGAGCGGGAUUUGCAGCACAUCUGGGCGCAAGUACUCAAUAUUGCAAUCGACGAGAUUGGUGCUGAAGAUAGCUUCUUCCAACUGGGAGGUGAUUCUAUCUCGGCUCUCAAAGUCGCAUCGAGGGCUCGGGCGGCUGGAAUUGCGCAUUCAGUGGAGAGUUUAUUCCAGUGGAAAACACUAAUGCGUGUUGCCAGACAUGCUACCAUUGUGGACUCCACAGAUAUCAUGGAUGGGAUACAGACUGCAGAUUCUUCCUUGUGGUCCCACUCACCCUACUCCUUGGUUACAGACCAUGAGCGUGCAGAUGUUUUUGCUUCGCACUUCCCACAGGGACAUUCGGUGGUCAAAGAGAAUGUGGAAGAUAUCAUCCCGGCGCUCCCAUUCCAAGUCUUCUACAUAACCCAUGCAUCGCCAGUCUCGAUGGCACAAAUAUUUCCAGUAGCUCUGGACAUUGACAGACUCAAAAUUGCGUGCAGGAAGGUUGUGGCUCACCACAGCAUCUUACGCACAGUCUUUGUGGAGACCAGUGGCCGGUUCCUCCAGGUGAUCCUCCGGGAAGUUGACCCUGUACUGGAUCUUGUUCAAUGUGAUGAUCCAGAGGCAUAUGUCGCUCGGGAGUCCGAACAAAAGGUUCCAGCUUCUACAACCCAGGGUACAAUGCCGGUUGGCUUCACUCUCGUCACCAGCCCUAUCAAGCAAUGCUCUGCGUUGAUUCUUCGCAUAUCCCAUGCGCAGUAUGAUGGGGCCUCCAUCCCCCUGCUAUGGAAGGCAAUUACGAAGGCCUACCACAAUGAGUCUCUCCCACAGGCUGUGCAAUUCAAGGAUGUCGCCUAUAAGCGAAUGGGCGAUCUGCACAAAGCUGAGAUUUCAUUCUGGCGACGAUAUCUUCAAGGUGCUCCGUCCGCUGCUCUCGAUCCCCUCCGUCAGAUUGGAAAGGCACGAAUUUCGGACAAUGAUAUAGCGGAAAAGGGCUACACGGCAAUGCCGUCUCUCCCACCGGACAUAACCAUGUCAACGCUCGUGAAAGCAGCUUUCUCAUGGAUACUAUUUGGGACAACCUCGCAAUCUGAUAUCAUCUUAGGUCAGGUUGUUCACGGACGUGGAAGUUCCUUUUUGGACGCGAACACAGCCAUUGGUCCCUGCUUGAAUCACCUGCCCGUUCGAAUCAGGAUCGAACCUGACUGGACGGUGGAGGAUUUCUUGGAUCAUGUCCAGGUACAGCAGCUAGAAAUCACUGCUCAUGACGAGGCAUCGUUUGACGCUAUCGCAGAAUCUUGCACAAAGUGGCAACCGGGCUCAAAAAUGGCUUGCCUUGUUCACCAUCAGAGCGAAGAAGCCCCGGAGCCCUUCGAAAUGGGUGGUGUUCGCUCGUCAUCUGGUUGCGAUUGGGCCAGCUCCAAGUUGGCGCACGGUCAGCUGGGUAUCAUUUCUGUGGAACGCGGAUCUCAGCUUGAGCUCAUGAUCACAGCUACAGAGGAGACGAUGGAUCAACGUAGCGUUGAGUUCCUAUUGGAUAAGCUGAUUUCCACCAUUCAGUUGUUCUCGAAGUUUUCCCAGUGCCGGCUGGCAAGGAUGCCUAGCAGGAUCCAAAUAUGA
Molecule: messenger RNA, 12636 nt
Organism: Penicillium concentricum
Lineage: Eukaryota; Fungi; Ascomycota; Eurotiomycetes; Eurotiales; Aspergillaceae
Product: AMP-dependent synthetase/ligase
Exons: 2
Coding region: 1-12636 (4211 amino acids)
Biological process (GO): secondary metabolite biosynthetic process; amino acid activation for nonribosomal peptide biosynthetic process
Cellular component (GO): cytoplasm
Molecular function (GO): catalytic activity; phosphopantetheine binding
Source: RefSeq, a predicted model, not a curated record